Molecule: messenger RNA, 1263 nt
Organism: Microdochium trichocladiopsis
Lineage: Eukaryota; Fungi; Ascomycota; Sordariomycetes; Xylariales; Microdochiaceae
Product: t-SNARE
Exons: 2
Coding region: 179-1018 (279 amino acids)
Biological process (GO): vesicle fusion; Golgi to vacuole transport; intracellular protein transport
Cellular component (GO): membrane; SNARE complex; endomembrane system
Molecular function (GO): SNAP receptor activity; SNARE binding
Source: RefSeq, a predicted model, not a curated record
GGACUGACCCGCUGCUCGUGAGCCUUCUCUCCACUUCCCAGUCCCAACUGCUCUUAUCAUCCAGCAUCACUCUGAGCGCUCUGUCAUUUUGAACAACCCCCCGAGCGGCGAUUACCCACCUUCUUUUUGUGUCGCUCAAUACAUCCGCCAACACGCGCUCGGUGCGAAUACCGCAGACAUGUCGUUUGACCAGCUCUCUUCGAUGGAAUCCGGCACCGGCGGCGGCCGGCGCGGCAAUAACAGCGCCCCAGGCGGUGGCGGCUAUGCGGACGAUCCGGAGUUCUCAAAGCUGUCGCAGGGUCUCAUGAACAAGCUCUUCCACCUCCAAGGCAACAUUUCCAAGCUGCGCACCGAUGUCGGACUUCUCGGGACUCGCCGCGACAACCCGAGGCUGCGUGAGCGAGUGCACACUCUGCUCGACGAAUCGACGAUGCAUUUCAAGGAGGUCGGAGAGGGUGUCAAGAAGAUCCAGUCGUGGGAGGAGGUGACACCUACACAAAAGUACUCGCAACAGAAGCUAUCCCGUGAAUUCAAGACAGCCCUUGGCGAUUUCCAGUCCUUGCAGCGCACAGCUCUCGAGAAGACCCGCGCGUCCGUUUCUGCCGCCAAGGCCGCGCUCGACGACGACUCGGCAAGUCCCGGCCAGGCCACAUCAGCCGCUGGUGGCGAGCAGCUGCAGCUACAACAGCAGGAGGCGCACCUGGCGGCGCAAGACGAGGUGGACUUCCAGGAGGCCCUCAUCAAUGAGCGGGAAGAGGAGAUCCGCCAGAUCGAGGAGGGCGUGGGUGACCUCAACGUGCUGUUCCAGCAGGUCGCGCAGAUUGUCAGCGAGCAGGGAGAGCAGCUCCAGACGAUUGAGAACAACGCCAUCAGUGUCCGCGACGACACCCGCGGGGCCGACUACGAGCUGCGCAGCGCUGCGCGGUAUCAGAAGCAGGCGCGCGGCAAGGCCUGCUGCCUCAUGCUCAUCAUUGCGGUCAUUCUCACCAUCGUCCUUCUUGCUGUGUUCCUGGGUUGAGCGAGGUAGACCGUUGUUUAUACUUGUUUGUGUGCGCUCCUCCAUAGCACACGGGGAGGCUUUCUUCUUUCAUGGUUUGGAGUUUGGGCGCAUGUUUGAAGCAUAUCCUCUGAGACGGGUCGCACUGACCCGACUGCACCAAGACUUGCAGGUCGGCUUCGACUGGUUGAUUUUAUGGUUGGCCAUCGCAAUGGUUAUACAUUAUUGUUACAGUCCAUACUACACUUUAUAUAUCCUUGAUCUUG